AACGAGAACUUUGUUGUCUUUCAUAUUGGUCUUUUACAAUUCAAUUUUUGGGCAGUUUUCCCUAGCGAAUGUCGCUCCCUGUUAUAACCAGACCGUAGUCUAUACAGAUAUGUAUUAUAAAUAUAUAUUUGUAAAACUUAAAUCAAAUGAAAUAAAUGUUGCCUGAGAUUUUACACGUUUAAUAAAAACAAUAUUUCAUUUGGAAAAAAUGCAAGAUAUGUAAAAUUACAAAUUGAUCAUUUUACUGGUCUUGUAUUAUAAAACACGUAGCCCGAAGAGCACGUGCCUGUAGAGAUACGUCACUUGCGUUAGGAACCGUUUUAUAACCUAUCACAGUAAAGGAACGUCCCAGUAUAGCAGCGGAAGAAUGCCGUGAAAGUUUCUGUACAAAGUACAAUUGAUCUACAAUUGAUAUUUUCCGCAAUACUUAUCUGGUGUUCGGUCAGGGUGUAUUCAUACUCAUGAUAUUUAUGACAGUGGAAUGGCGUUAGUAAAUCAAUUACAAAAAUUUUCGAGAUCAAUUCUCGGUAUUGCAUCGAAUUAUUCAAAAUAUACAAGCAACACAACGUUGCCCUUUUUGCAGGCAACAAGAGGAACAUCGACCACGCAACCACUUUCAGAAAAACAAGAAGUAAAUAUAACGUUUGUUAAAGCAAGUGGAGAGAGAAUCAGAGCAAAAGGGAAAGUUGGAGAUACUAUAUUAGACAUAGUAGUAAAUAAUGAAAUUGAUUUAGAUGGAUAUGGUGCUUGUGAAGGAACUUUAACUUGUAGUACGUGCCAUUUAAUAUUUUCGAAAGAAGUUUAUGAUACACUUCCUGAUAAACCAACAGAUGAAGAAUUAGACAUGUUGGAUUUAGCAUAUGAAUUAACAGAUACGUCACGUCUAGGCUGUCAAAUAGUAAUGUCUAAGGAACUAGAUGGAAUUGAGGUAAGAGUUCCAUCAACAAUUAAUGAUGCAAGAGCAUAACUAAAAUUAUCUAUAGGUUUUUGAAAAUUUGUAUACAAUGUUAUAAUUCUCUUGUUAAAAAACCCUUGUUAUAAUUAUUAAAAUAUUGGUUAUUAAAAGAAUAUAGUAAAGAAUCUUCUUUUUAAAUGUGAAGCUUAUAUAUAUACAUAUGUUAUAAUAUAAUUGCAAUUUUAAUAUUUGUACAUUGCCAUUGUAAAAAGCCUAUACAAUUAUGAAGAAAAUAUAUCUUUUAUUUUUAAUAUA
Bombus terrestris (buff-tailed bumblebee) is the source of this 1210-nucleotide messenger RNA. It is a transcript of the gene Fdx2, whose product is annotated as adrenodoxin-like protein 2, mitochondrial. The transcript has 4 exons. The record is from RefSeq and is a predicted model, not a curated record. Bases 482 to 967 code for a protein of 161 amino acids. Gene Ontology annotation, cellular component: mitochondrion. Lineage: Eukaryota; Metazoa; Arthropoda; Insecta; Hymenoptera; Apidae. Gene Ontology annotation, molecular function: 2 iron, 2 sulfur cluster binding. Gene Ontology annotation, biological process: P450-containing electron transport chain; positive regulation of oxidoreductase activity.